This is a messenger RNA of Pseudovirgaria hyperparasitica, 757 nucleotides long. RefSeq lists its product as uncharacterized. The transcript has 3 exons. Gene Ontology annotation, molecular function: sterol binding. Gene Ontology annotation, biological process: intracellular sterol transport. The annotation marks the transcript as partial. NCBI's taxonomy places the organism in Eukaryota, Fungi, Ascomycota, Dothideomycetes, Acrospermales, Acrospermaceae. The record is from RefSeq and is a predicted model, not a curated record.
CCGCCCUCUUAGGCCUCGCCCUAACAGUCACAUCUGUCCAGGCGCUCGACUUUGGUAGCUUCGGCGGACAGGUCGUGAUCAACGAAGAGCUCAGCGUACCAGGCGAAAACCCGCUCGAGUUUUGCGCCGACCCCAAGGACUACAAACUGGAGAUUGACAAAGUUGAUUUGAGCCCAAACCCACCAAAACCUGGCCAAACUCUGUCCAUCAAAGCAAAUGGUACCGUGAAAGAGAAGAUAGAGGCGGGUGCAAAGGUUCAUCUGCAAGUCAAGUACGGGCUCAUCACCCUGAUCAACCAGGAAGCAGAUCUCUGUGAUAACCUGGAGAAAGUGGAUAAGGAGUGUCCUCUUGAGAAAGGCGAAUUAACAUUUAGUCGUGAUGUUGAUCUUCCCAAGCAGAUUCCUCCAGGCAAAUACACCGUUCUAGCCGACGUUUUCAAUGAGGACAAGGAGACAAUUACUUGCUUGACUGCGCAUGUGCAGUUUCCUUGAUGAGGAAUGUUUGCGGCUAGGGUGCAUAGGAUAUAAUCGGGACAGAACGUACUAUGGUCAUCGUCUUCAUAAGUUAUGCGUGCUUGAAGUUACAUUCCCGGCGUUGGUCAUAGUGAUACGCCUUAUACUUCGAUGCUCUAUGUCGUUACAGGGGUAUAUAGUCAUAAAAGGCGUACAAUUACAGGUCGCAGAGACCAAGCGCGUAACAAAAACUGCCAACGUGAAGACGUGAUGUUGAUUUAGUGCAGGUAUCAUUCCCCAAUCUU